AUGAGUGACUUUAAUGAUUUUUUUGAUGCUUGUGGAUUAAUUCAAGCUCCUAAAUGUGGCCUUGAGUUCUCCUGGUGUAAUGGCAGAGCUGGGAACAAAAGAAUUCUAUGUAAUUUGGAUAAAGCACUUUUUAAUUUGAAAUGGAUUGAUACCUUUAGUGGUUGGAAUUAUCAUGUAGCUGCAAGAGGGAUUUCUGAUCAUGGUCCUCUUAUUGGUUCUGACACUUUUAUUGGAAGGGCUUUAAAUACUCCUUUCAGGUUUCAACAAAUGUGGCUUACUCAUCCUUCCUUCUUACAAAUGGUCAUUGAUUCUUGGAAUGAAGAUAUUACUGCUGAAGACAAAGUUAUGGAAGAAACUAUAAAAUCAGAUGCUGAUCCUGCCAAUAUUUCUUUAUUGAAUAAUCUGGUUACUGCUAGAGGUAAUUAUGAAGUAGCUGCAAAUAAUUAUAAUACUUUUUUGAGGGAUAAAGCCAGACUAAACUGGAUUAAGGAUGAUGAUGUAAAUUCCAAGUUUUUUCAUACUAGCAUUAAAAUGAGACAAGCUCAAAAUACUAUUUCUGAAUUGGAGAAUGAUUCAGGAAACAUUAUUACUACUCAACAGGGCAUUUCAGAGAUUUUAAUUUACUACUUCAAGAAGAAAUUUGAGUACCAGUCAGUUCAAAUAAAUGAAUAUAUUUUUGAUGGUGUGCCUCAUCUUAUUUCUGAAGCUGACAACUGUGUCCUAGAAGAAUGUCCAAAUGAAGAGGAGAUUAAGCAUGUUGUUUUUAAUUUGAAUGCUGAUAGUGCACCUGGUCCUGAUGGGUUCAUUGGAAUUUUUUAUAGAGCAGCUUGGGAAAUCAUAAAAGACAACGUAGUGGAUGCUAUUCAAUUCUGUUGGAGAUACAACAUAAUACCAAGUGGUAUGAACUCCAACUUUCUUGUCUUGAUUCCUAAAAUUAAAGGAGCUAAAACUGCAAAAAUCUUUAGAUCUAUAGGUCUUAGUAAUUUCUGCUUUAAAAUUAUCACUAAGAUGAUUAUUGAGAGACUUACUAGAUAUCUGUCAAAUCUUAUUUCUCCGCAGCAAUAUGCUUUUGUCAAAAAUAGAAAUAUUCAUGAGCAAAUUUUGCUAGCUUCUGAACUAGUGAAUGAGAUGUCAACUAUUAGAAGAGGGGGUAAUGUUGGUCUUAAACUAGACAUAUCACAAGCUUAUGACACUAUGAGCUGGGAAUUUCUAUACAGAGCCUUAAAAAAAUUGGAUUUUCAGCAAAAUUCUGUAAUUGGAUCAUAG
Molecule: messenger RNA, 1266 nt
Organism: Papaver somniferum (opium poppy)
Lineage: Eukaryota; Viridiplantae; Streptophyta; Magnoliopsida; Ranunculales; Papaveraceae
Exons: 2
Coding region: 1-1266 (421 amino acids)
Source: RefSeq, a predicted model, not a curated record